Molecule: messenger RNA, 351 nt
Organism: Cyclocybe aegerita
Lineage: Eukaryota; Fungi; Basidiomycota; Agaricomycetes; Agaricales; Hemipholiotaceae
Source: the annotation of a GenBank genome assembly
AUGUCUACCGAAUGCACCAUCAUUGGCAUCGAGCUCACCGAGGAGCACCUCCUCCGCCUCGCCACGCGCAUUAGCCACGAGGAAGUCGACGACGCUAGGCAGGCCUACGAAAUCGUCGUCGGCGAGGCUAUCCAACUCGGCUUUGAUGUCCCUCCCACUAAGCACACCGGUCCUACAAGUGACCCAGAGAAAACUACCAUCAUGUUCGCCGUCUUUGACGACAUCGACAGUGCCCACAUCAUGGGCAACAACAACGCCCAUCGUCUCCCCAAGGCGAUCGAAUGGUUGACGGAGAACGGGCUCCCCGAGGCCGCCCAGAUGGAGCUGAAGAGGGCGACUUUUGAGCCUUAA